UUAUACAUAAAGCCAAUAUACAGUUUACAUAUAUAAUUUACAACUUAUUAGUAGCGUCUAAGUAAAUUUAAGAUAUGCAUAAACUUUGUACACGUAUAACUUUUAAAGUAAUGAUCUUCAUACCUUAAAACUAACAUUUUUGGAUUUUAUUUGUGAAAAGUAAAAAUCAUAUACUAUAAAAAGAGAGUCAGAAAUUCGAUAUGUAUAAAAGACAAAGUUCAGGAAAAAUAUAUAAUUCAUAUUCAUUCAUUCAUAAUAAAAAUAAUAAUUUAAAAUUAAGACGAAAUAUUCGCUUUACUCGAGUGUAACUUUUAACAGCUUAUAGAUUGCAUGUGACUACAAUUUCAACGCUGUGAGUACUUUAGGUUAAUGAUCUCCGUGUUGUAAAACUGGACCUUACUUAUUAAAAACUACGAGAAGAAAAUUGACGUAUUCCCAAAUAAGUUUAACCUCAAUAUUUUUUUAAAGAAUGUUAAAAUAUAUCGUGCCUUUGCUGUUAUGUUCUGUUCAACCGUGAUUGCUUUUUGAGGUUAGAAAAAGACAACAGACUCCAUACAUUAAAGUGAAAAAUAUACCAAAACAUUUUGUAAUUUUAGCAAAAUUGAAAUUAAUUGAAAUAAUAUAAAUAUGUUUUCAUAUAUUCGUCAAACAUCAGUGCUACGUACAAUUAUUAGAAAUGUAUACAUAAGUACUAUUGAGCAGAAGGUUGGUAAAUAUUGGCAAUAUGUGGUGAAUAAUUGUGAAAAUGCAUUAACACAACCUAGUACUAUAUCAAAAGAAACAUGGGAAAAUGUAAGAAAACAUAUCAUAGAAUCACAAUGCGAUCCAUCCACUCUUGAUUUUGUUAUUCUAGACAUGUUUCAACAUAUGAACUAUCCGGAUGCUGGAAUAUCUUAUUAUAAAUUUUUAAUAGAUAAUAAUUAUAAACCUGAAAUCCCUGUUAUUACUAAAUAUUUGCAGUUGUAUAGCAUAAAAAAUGGUCCAAUAUCAGAACCAGAUAAAGAAUAUAUUUUAGGUUUGUACAAUAAUAUUAGUAAAUUGUAUACUUCAUUUAAUGAACAGCUCAGUAAUGCUUUUAUUGAAUGCUUAUGUAAAAUGGACAUGUGGAAGGAAGCUAUUAAAAUUAUAAAAAUACACGAAGAAAAUGAUAAAUAUUUGCUUCGAACUGGAUAUACUAGCUUAAUUUCAUAUUUAUUUGAUCAUAAACAAGAGGAGUUGGCAUAUGAAUAUCUCAUGCAUAGCCUACAAAACAGCUAUGGGCCUUAUGACAGUGCAUAUACUACGUAUUUAAAAUAUUGUUUAAAAGAAAAAGACACAUUUAAUAUGAAAAUUGAGAAGUUAUUUCUAAUGUGGAAUGCAUAUGGUAUUAAACCUAGUCAAGACAUUGCAUUUGAAUGUAUGAAUGCAUGUAUUGAAUGUGGUUGGUCUGUCAGUCAAACUGUAAUAUCAAGAUCAAGGUGUCAGAAGUGUAACGAAGACAUUUCACAACAAAGUUUACCUGACGAGGACUACGAGCGUUUAUUGCAAGCUACAAAGAAACGUUUGAUCUUUAAAGAAUUGCAUUAUGUAACUGAGCCGCGAGAGAUACAAUCGUUUAUAAAUUUUAUUAAUAAAAAUAAACCAUAUGACAUAAUCGCAGAUGGAUUAAAUAUUAUGUAUGUUGCUAAAAACGGUAUCAAUAAAGAUCUAAUAUAUGAAAUCAAACGGAUUUUCAAAUCUUAUGAAAAGCAGAAUAAAAAGGUAUUAAUCAUUGGAAAAGCACAUAUGAAGAAGUUUAUAGCCAAAAUAGGUCUGCAAAGUGUAGAUUGUUUCUAUGUUAAAAAUAGCUCAAACGAUGAUUUAUUUCUAUUAUAUGCGGCAUUUGCAAGUAGAAAAAAUGGUAGAAUUAUUUCUAAGGACUUGAUGCGUCAACAUAUAUUUGCUUUGCAAGACAUUGAGUUAAAUGCUCUCUUUAAAAAAUGGCAGUUAUCGCAUCAGUUUUUUAUUGAUGUAAAGAAGGGUUUCAUGCAGUUAAAUUCACUGUUUCCUAUUGACGCGAUCGUUCAAAAGCAAAAUAAUAGUUGGCAUAUACCGUAUGUCGCUAAUGAUAAAAUAUCUAGAAUGAGGCAUACAUGUACCAAUGACUGGCUGUGCUUCAAAAUGCAUUAAUAAAAUUAUAUGUAUAUAUUUUUAUAGAAAUUUUUAAAAUUACAUCUAUUUUAUAAAAAUAACUUCUUUUUAAAUAUAUUCACAUUUACAUAAAUAUGAAAAUAUGAAUAUAUUAAACAGGACGGUGUUAUGUUUGAUACUGCGUAAAAUGUUGUCAUAAUAUAUAUGUAUAAUGCAUUACGUAUUUUCUUUUAAGUUUAUUUUAUAAAUAUAUAUAUAUUAUGCGAA
Molecule: messenger RNA, 2376 nt
Organism: Bombus huntii
Lineage: Eukaryota; Metazoa; Arthropoda; Insecta; Hymenoptera; Apidae
Gene: mldr
Product: mitochondrial ribonuclease P catalytic subunit
Exons: 4
Coding region: 628-2148 (506 amino acids)
Biological process (GO): tRNA 5'-leader removal; mitochondrial tRNA 5'-end processing
Cellular component (GO): mitochondrion; mitochondrial ribonuclease P complex
Molecular function (GO): ribonuclease P activity
Source: RefSeq, a predicted model, not a curated record